AUGAGGAAUCUGCUUCAUGACCUUGGGAAGCCUCGGUCAGAGCACAUAUACAGGGAAGAGUUUCCAGAACCAGCUGUUUUUUUAAAAAAAGCACAGCUUGCUUCUUUCGGGAGUUGUCUGAAAGCGUUCUCUUCCCCCCCCCCUCCUUCUACAGUUCUGCUGAGCGAAUACGUGGACGACGGCGAGGUCAGCGGGAAAACCUUAAAGAUCACCGAUUUCGGCCUGGCCAGGGAAUGGCACAAAACCACUAAAAUGAGCGCAGCCGGGACUUACGCUUGGAUGGCGCCGGAGGUCAUCAAAAAUUCCACUUUUUCCCGGGGUAGCGACGUCUGGAGUUAUGGGGUGCUCCUGUGGGAACUGCUCACCGGCGAAGUUCCAUACCGGGGAAUUGACGGGCUGGCUGUGGCUUAUGGGGUUGCCGUCAACAAACUCACCCUCCCGAUACCAUCCACGUGCCCGGAACCCUUUGUACGUUUAAUGACGGAGUGCUGGCAGCAGGACCCCCACGCACGCCCCAGCUUUGCCUCCAUCCUCGAUCAGCUGACAGUCCUCGAAAGACAGGUGCUCCACGACCUGCCACAAGAGUCCUUCCAUUCCAUGCAGGACGACUGGAAAGUGGAGAUCCAGGAUAUGUUUGACGAGCUGCGUGCAAAAGAGAAGGAGCUGCUGAGCCGGGAGGAAGAGCUGAAGCAGGCGGCCCUGAAGCAGAAGUCCCAGGAGGAAUUCCUCCGCCAGCGAGAACACGAACUGGCCCAGUGGGAGCUGGAGGUCUUUGAGCGCGAACUCAGCCUCCUGAUCCAGCAGAUGAACCGCGACCGGCCGCACGUCAAGAAGCGCAAGGGAACCUUCAAGCGCAACAAGCUCCGAGGGAGGGACAGCGAGCGCAUCAGCAUGCCGCUCGAUUUUAAGCAUCGCAUCACGGUUCAAGCAUCUCCAGGGCUGGAUAAAAGGAAGGACGUCUUUGACGCAGGAGCCGGUGGCUCUCCCACGUUCCCACGAUUUCGCGCUAUCCAGUUGGAACCGAGUGAGAGCGAUCAAUCCUGGAACCGACAAGCAUCUCGUCGGGGCGAUGAGACCUGGAAUGGCCAUACCAAGAGCCCAGGCUCCCCCAAGAUGUCUGAGGGCAGUACGCAAAACGGCAGGAGAAGAUCGCGGCCAGAAGAAACAACGUGGUACAUAGAACCAGUCGGUUCCCCUGUUCCCUCACAACUCCAUUCUCAGCCCAGCCAGAACGGCGACGUUCCUGUCGUCAACUCUGCAGAAACCGAGGAGCCACCACUGGAAAGGCUGAACGGGCCCCGGCUCAUCCAGAGAGUUUUACUCCGGGGUUCGGCCUUGCUGGCUUCCCUGGGCUUGGGCCGAGAGUUGCCAGUCCCUUCUCCGGAGGGGCCCAUGGAGGGGCCAACUUCAAGGAAGCCAUCUCCCCGAAGAGAGCCUACUCCUGCUUUACAGGUGGAGCCCUGCAAGGAUGAGGCGGCCACUGAUCUCCUCAUUGAACUGGACUCGGUGGGGGACAGGACAGCCUUGCCACCUCUCUGGACACAAGAGUCACCCCGGGCGGCACAACUCGCGGAAGGCCGGACCACUAAGGCUCAAAAGUGGGAUGGCGCUUUCCCAUCUCCCUCCUCCCCCCCCCACCCCCCGUCCCCCCCCCCCCCCCCUCCACCCAACCCUCAUUUCCCGCCCCCGUCCCUCCCCUCUCCGCAGCCGGAUCGACCCCUGGAGCUUCGUGUCGUCGGGAUCCCGGGCCUCGCCAGCGGUCACCCCGGUCCAGUCGCCCUCCCUGGGUCCACGUCACUUCAAACCACUCACUCCCGAAAGCACCAAUCCUUUCGCGGCGCCCGUUUCAGAUCCUUUCGCCUGGGGGGACUUUUCGGUGCCCGCCGACCCUUUUCUCGGGACCUCCACACGGGCUGCCCCAGGGACACUCGACCCCGCAGUUUGCUGGACCUCCAGACCACUCCCAACUCCGCCAGACGACUUGCCAGCCUCCUCCUGGUGGGGGGGGACCUCCUGCCCACGGGGAAACCCGGUCCCCAAAUGACCAGGGACGCGCCAUUUCUGGAAAUACACCUGCCGGGCUUCACGGGACAGGGGCCGUGGCCUGUCGCGUGGCCAAAGAUCCAAGGACCACAGACGGCUGUUCUACAGGGAAGGACAUUUAAAAAAAAAAAAGACCUUGAACCUCGGUGGUGAAAACUUUGCUGGGGGGAGUCACACAAAGGGAGGAGGGGCUAAUUUCCUCCCCAAAUCUCCACUAUGCAAUGAACACUAAGCUGUCGCGGUCAAUGUGGAUUGCCUUGUGGUGCCCUUUUCCCCAUUGCCAUCCCUGCUCCUCCUGACAGGCAGCUAUCUGGAUUCUCACCUUGGCUCCCUUUCCUCCCACACCAGUGGGUCUUCCUCGUUUUCGUGGUGGGUGGGUGGGAAAUCACCACAGUCCUAGUUAAUUUUCUAUUCCCUCCCUCCAUCCCACCCGGGAAAAAAUAUGCAGCCAAGUGAGGCCUUUGCCCAAAGUUUGUCUUUUUGCACACCAAGAGAGGCAAUGUGAUGACCCAAAGAGGCGUGGCACAAAGGCAACACAGUCAGA
This is a messenger RNA of Notechis scutatus (mainland tiger snake), 2587 nucleotides long. The record is from RefSeq and is a predicted model, not a curated record. Lineage: Eukaryota; Metazoa; Chordata; Lepidosauria; Squamata; Elapidae.